Molecule: messenger RNA, 4581 nt
Organism: Sitodiplosis mosellana (orange wheat blossom midge)
Lineage: Eukaryota; Metazoa; Arthropoda; Insecta; Diptera; Cecidomyiidae
Gene: sxc
Product: UDP-N-acetylglucosamine--peptide N-acetylglucosaminyltransferase 110 kDa subunit
Exons: 11
Coding region: 1015-4164 (1049 amino acids)
Biological process (GO): protein O-linked glycosylation
Molecular function (GO): protein N-acetylglucosaminyltransferase activity; protein binding
Source: RefSeq, a predicted model, not a curated record
AGAGUAUCCGGCUCAGAGUGGCUUGUAGGAAAAUUACCACAAAUCUUGCAUACAUUGACAAAUCCAGAAACGCACACACACAUGCCACAAAUACACAUCCAACGGAACGCAGAAGCCAACGAAGAAAAACUGAUGUUGAAUGAGAGAAUUUCUCUAAUUUCGGAAAAAAAUUCGGUAUAAUUGAGAAUAGCAUAUGAAUAAGAUGGACAACCAUAUCCACAUCGGCUGUCGAACAAUGUAAAGGUAGACGAGAGAAAAAAUACAAACACAUGCACGCACAAAAACACACUCAUUCACUCGCACAGACACACACAUACACACACACACAUGCAAUCCUAUAUUAGCUUCUAUGUUAGUGAAUAGCGAGACGGAGCGAGGAAGUAUGUAUAAGACGACGCACAGUAUUAAAAUAACAAAAGAGAAAAAUCAUAUUAAAAAAAAGAGUUUUACCGUCUUCGUUUGGCAUUGAAGGCAAAAAAAUUGCACACAAGCACAGAAUAAAUGCUAACACGUUCAUCACAGCGAUUGCUAAAAGCGAGUUACAAUUCAAUCUACUGUGUAAAAUCAUUCGCGUGAAUGAAAGUUUUUGAGAAUUUCGUUGCUUUUAGAUGUGAAUUAAUUUACGUGACAAAUUAAGCCAAAAUCAAAGAGGCAACCACAACACACAAAAAAAAACAACCAAGACAGAAAACAAAGUGCAAGUUAUAAGUACAUGGUGAUUCAAAAUAAAUAGGCAAAUCGUCAGAGAAAAAAAAACGUGAAAACAGGAGUUAGUUAACUAUUGCUGCUUCUAUUUUUUUGUAUUUUGUUGGUUAUCUUAACCUUAAGUGGUAAUCUCUAAUAUCACACACAGCGCUCGUACAGUGUACGGUGUACAAUCGACGACUAAGAAGUAAAAAAGAAGCAUUUAAAGCACAAAGUAGUGAGACAAGAGAAGAGUGCGAUAAAAAAAAGUAAGGCAAAAUCAAACGAAGAGAAAAAAAGAAUCAGUGGAACUUUAGAAAAUAGCGAACCAUGCAAGGACAACAGCCAGUCAUACGGCAGGCAGAUCAACAAAUUUUACCACAAUCAACCAGCAUUAUAAUCAAGACAAUGACUGAUGGCAUACAACAAAUUACGCCAGUCGGUUUACUAGAGCUCGCCCAUCGGGAAUACCAAGCAGUGGACUAUGAAAAUGCUGAACGACACUGCAUGCAACUAUGGCGACAAGAUAGCAGCAACACGGGCGUCCUAUUGCUCCUGUCAUCCAUUCACUUCCAGUGUCGACGAUUUGAUAAAUCAGCACACUUUUCGACAUUGGCCAUCAAACAAAAUCCACUUCUAGCCGAAGCAUACAGCAACUUGGGCAAUGUGUACAAGGAACGUGGACAGUUACAAGAAGCAUUGGAAAAUUACCGGCAUGCCGUUCGUCUCAAGCCCGAUUUCAUUGAUGGCUACAUCAAUUUGGCCGCUGCUUUGGUCGCAGCACGAGAUAUGGAACAAGCUGUUCAAGCAUAUGUUACUGCAUUGCAGUACAAUCCGGAUUUAUAUUGUGUGCGCAGUGAUCUGGGAAAUUUGUUAAAAGCAUUGGGUAGAUUGGACGAGGCGAAGGCGUGCUACUUGAAGGCGAUUGAAACUCGCCCUGAUUUUGCCGUCGCCUGGAGCAACUUGGGAUGUGUAUUCAAUGCUCAAGGCGAAAUCUGGUUAGCAAUUCAUCAUUUCGAAAAGGCCGUCACAUUGGAUCCAAACUUUUUGGAUGCAUACAUCAAUUUGGGCAAUGUGUUGAAGGAGGCUCGCAUUUUUGAUCGAGCCGUAGCUGCUUAUUUACGAGCCUUGAAUUUAUCACCGAAUAAUGCUGUCGUACAUGGAAACUUGGCCUGUGUUUACUAUGAGCAAGGACUUAUUGAUCUGGCCAUCGAUACGUAUCGACGAGCCAUUGAGUUACAGCCGAAUUUCCCAGACGCAUACUGUAAUUUGGCCAACGCACUCAAAGAGAAGGGACAGGUCCAAGAAGCCGAAGAAUGUUAUAACACAGCCCUUCGAUUGUGCCCAACACAUGCGGAUUCGUUGAACAAUUUGGCAAAUAUCAAGCGCGAACAAGGAUUCAUCGAAGAAGCCACCCGUCUAUAUUUGAAGGCAUUGGAAGUGUUCCCCGAAUUUGCGGCCGCACACUCGAAUUUGGCAUCGGUGUUGCAACAACAAGGCAAAUUGAAUGAAGCACUUAUGCAUUACAAAGAAGCGAUUCGCAUUCAGCCAUCGUUUGCCGAUGCAUACUCAAACAUGGGUAACACACUGAAAGAGAUGCAAGACGUUACCGGCGCAUUACAAUGCUACACACGAGCAAUUCAGAUCAAUCCAGCUUUUGCUGAUGCACACAGCAAUUUAGCCAGCAUCCACAAGGAUUCUGGCAAUAUACCCGAAGCCAUACAAUCAUAUCGGACAGCGUUGAAAUUGAAACCCGAUUUCCCAGAUGCAUACUGUAAUUUGGCGCAUUGUUUGCAGAUCGUGUGCGAUUGGUCCGACUAUGAUAGUCGCAUGAAGAAAUUGGUCGCUAUUGUUGCCGAACAACUUGAAAAGAAUCGUUUGCCCUCGGUGCAUCCACAUCAUUCAAUGCUGUAUCCAUUGAGUCAUGAUUUCCGUAAAGCAAUUGCGGCACGUCAUGCUAAUCUGUGUUUGGAAAAAAUACACAUACUGCAUAAGCCAUCGUAUAAAUUUGGCCGUGAAUUGGGCUCAAAUCGAAUUCGCAUUGGUUAUGUGAGCAGCGAUUUUGGAAAUCAUCCCACGUCACAUUUGAUGCAAAGCGUUCCCGGCAUGCAUGAUCGAAGCCGCUUCGAAAUCUUUUGCUAUGCACUUAGCGUUGAUGAUGGAACGGCGUUCCGCAAUAAAAUCGCCAAUGAAGCGGAGCAUUUCAUUGAUUUGUCACAGGUUCCAUGCAAUGGCAAAGCGGCCGAUCGCAUCUAUGCUGAUGGAAUCCACGUGCUCGUUAAUAUGAAUGGCUACACAAAGGGUGCUCGUAAUGAGAUAUUCGCACUGCGACCAGCACCAAUUCAAGUCAUGUGGCUUGGUUAUCCUGGCACUAGCGGAGCCAGCUACAUGGACUACAUCAUAACUGAUGCAAUCACAUCUCCACUUGAAUUACAGGACCAAUACAGUGAAAAAUUGGCAUACAUGCCGUACACAUACUUCAUCGGAGAUCACAAGCAAAUGUUCCCACAUCUGAAAGAGCGACUCAUUGUCAGCGAUAAAAGUGGUAAUGGAAAUCUUGCGGACAAUGUAGCCGUUAUCAAUGCAACCGAUCUGUCGCCACUUGUUGAAAGCACAGACGUUAAAGAGAUUCGUGAAGUUAUCAUUUCACAAAAAACAGUUGAAGUGUCGAUGAAAAUCGCUGAAUUGCCAACAACGACACCAAUCGAAACAAUGAUUGCAAACCAUCAAAUUCAAACAUCGGUCAAUGGUGUCGUCCUACAAAAUGGUUUGACCACCACACAAAUCAACAACAAAGCCGCCACCGGUGAAGAAGUCCCACAGAAUAUUGUGAUAACCACCCGACAACAAUACGGUUUGCCAGACAAUGCAAUCGUUUACUGUAACUUCAAUCAAUUGUAUAAAAUCGAUCCGCUCACUUUGGAAUCGUGGGUGACAAUCUUGAAAAAUGUUCCAAACUCCGUUUUAUGGUUGCUUCGUUUCCCCGCCGUCGGCGAACCAAAUCUUCAACAGACCGCACAGAAUUUGGGACUACCCGGUGGUCGUAUCAUCUUUUCAAAUGUUGCUGCAAAGGAGGAGCAUGUCCGUCGUGGUCAAUUGGCAGAUGUUUGUUUGGACACCCCAUUAUGCAACGGUCACACAACAUCAAUGGAUGUUUUAUGGACCGGAACUCCAGUAGUUACAUUGCCUGGAGAAACACUCGCCUCACGAGUCGCUGCAUCACAAUUGAACACACUCGGAUGCCCCGAAUUGAUUGCUCGAAGUCGCCAAGAGUACGAGCAAGUUGCCAUUCGGUUAGGAAACGAUCGUGAAUACUUGCGCAGUAUGCGCCACAAAGUGUGGAAAGCCCGAGCCGAAAGCCCAUUGUUCGAUUGUAAAGAAUACGCAAAUGGUUUGGAAGGUCUAUUCCUUCGGAUGUGGGAUCGUCAUUCACGCGCUGAAACUGCUGAUCAUAUAACAGACACAACGGUAAACAAGUGAAGCGCGUGAACGGCUGAAUUGGACCACUCGACGCAAUGAAAAGCAAAACCACAACAUCUCGUUAGCCCAUAAGAUUUUAGUAUGUUAGGUUUAUUUGGUUAGAACAAUUUUCAUUUUUUUUCCCUUUCUCUUUUUCGAUUGAAACUCUUUUUUUUUCGAAAGUUAACACUUUAAAUUACUUCCAAGCAUAAUUUCGAGCUGAAAAAAGAAACAAGAACAAGAUCGAAAUUAAUUCUCAAAAAAGAGACCAUUAUAUGCUUUGACACGAAAAUAGCACCAGCAGAACAUCAAGUUGAACGCACGAGUUAUAAUUUUUGUUUAAUUUUUUUUCAAUGUAUAAAUGAAGAUCAGAUUUUUAGACUUUAAGAAUGAAACAAAAAUGUGGAAAAAAAACAGUAAACGAUAUUUAUACCAAAA